UAUUUAGCAUCAGGCUACUCGCCUCGCCUGUACUAGUUUGUGUCUAAUUGCAUUUUGCACACAGAACCACGCAAGCGGAGUAGCCGACUAGCGGAAGACAGAGAGCAGAGUGAGCCCCCUCUGACCCAGCGAAAAAUGGAUGGACAAGAUUCCGAAGAUCCAAAGCAAAGCACUGCUGAUAUGACAGUUUUUGUACAGAACCUUCUUCAACAGAUGCAAGCUAGGUUCCAGACAAUGUCAGAAUCCAUCGUUACCAAGAUCGAUGAAAUGGGAGUCCGGAUAAAUGAAUUGGAGCAGAGCAUCAAUGACCUCAGGACCGAGAUGGGAGCAGAGGGCUCUCCAUCUCCUUUGCCACCAUCAAAAAAUCCUGAAGAAAUCAAGCCAGAGGAGGGCUCUGCUUAGUGUUGGUUGAAUGUCGCAAUGCAAAAAUCAUUUCACUAUCAUUGCCAUUGUGUUCUUUUUGUUAUUUUACAAAUCUUUGAUGGCAAUUAGAACUGCUGUUACGGCGAGAUUACUACACAAAUACAAGACUCUGAUGUAGUUAGAUUUUGCUUGCUUCCAUAUCCCAAGGAUGGCUUUCUCAGACGUUUUGUUAUGCUUGUGUAUGUAGAGCCAAUUAAUACAUUUGUUCAAAGUGGACAAUUAUUGUUCAUUUGAUGCUGUAGAGGAGAUGGUUCAUUGGGUUCUUGGUUCUUGUUAA
Messenger RNA from Diospyros lotus (date-plum), 700 nucleotides. Its product is annotated as heat shock factor-binding protein-like. Gene Ontology annotation, cellular component: cytosol; nucleus. The coding region runs from base 136 to 402 and encodes 88 amino acids. Gene Ontology annotation, biological process: cellular heat acclimation. The record is from RefSeq and is a predicted model, not a curated record. NCBI's taxonomy places the organism in Eukaryota, Viridiplantae, Streptophyta, Magnoliopsida, Ericales, Ebenaceae. The transcript has 5 exons. Gene Ontology annotation, molecular function: transcription corepressor activity.